CGUCCUGGCACAGAGUCCACAUUUGUUUUUUUAGGCUUUUCCUAAAUUUAGGCGCUCCCCCACCUCUGUUCUGAUUAUCUACCGACUGAUGAGCUACAGAGACUAUAACUCUAUUUUCUCUCUCACUGAUCCUUAACUCUCAUAGUUUCUUUUUUUUUCUUUCUUUCCUACAAAAUUUAUUUCAGAAAGGAAUGCCUCUUUACUUAAAAUUGCUUUGUUCACAUGGAAUUCCCACUUUUAUCCUUCUCCCGAGAUCAACUACCAAUUUGAUAUUCCGACUCAAUCAAUCCUCUUCAGCACCGAUAAUGGUAGCUAAAUAUAGAAAGGAUCAGCUUUUGCGUGAAUUGAAUAGAAGAUAUGAACGUUCACUAAAUUUUAAAAAGAAACCAAACAAAUUGACAAACGAUGGAGAACUACUCCCAAGAAUUGGAUCUAUUGCUGCACAAAGAGUUUUGAGUUCUGACAAGGAACGAGUUGAAUUAAUUAAUGAAAGGGCUAGAAAUGUUUACAAAAAAGAAUUUAUCAAUAAAACUCAAAAAAAGAACGAACAAGAAAUUUUACCUUACAAAAUUGAGCAAAAUCCUGAUUUGUUUGAUAAAAGUGGGGGUGAAUUGGAAAAGUCUUCCAAAGAAUUUAAUUCAGAGGCUAAAGAACAGGAUAGAAGUGAUGUUGGUUUCUUUGUUUCUGAUAAUAAAUUUUGUGAUGAUUAUGCAAUUGCAACUACUGCAGACCUUCCAGAGGAUGAAAUGACAGAACCAGAAAUUGCGUAUUAUGGAAAUGUUAAUGAGGCUGUAGAAAAUAUUGAAUUUCAAUUACCUUUGCAAAGUCCAACUCCGAAGGGAAAGAAUAUUUCCUCUGAAGAUGCUUUAGAAUCUGGUGAAUGGUUAAGUAAUUACGGAACAACCGAAAUCAAAGAGGAUCAACUCAAAAAUAUUAAAAUUCUUGAUUCAAAAUGUGAGAGUUGUGGAGCACAAUUUCAUUGUCAUAAUUCUUCUCUUCCUGGCUUUGUCCCUUUGGAGUUGUUCAAUGAAAUUAAGAAAAAUUCCAAAAAAAUUCCUUUUUAUCAAAAAACUGGAUAUACUUGUAGACGUUGUUUUCUUCUUAAAGAAUAUAAUUUUCUGUUAAAUGUAAAUGUUUGUGAACUCGAUUAUAAUGCAAUGAUGGGACAUUUAAAAUUAGUUCAAGAAGCUCUAAUUCUUUUAAUUGUUGAUUUGACUGAUUUACACAGUUCCAUUCAUCUUGAUUUGCCGAGGAUUAUAGGGCCUAAAAAGCCUUUAAUUGUUGUUGGCAAUAAAGUAGAUUUAUUACCUCCUGACACUCGAACUGGAUAUUUGCGUCAUUACCAAAGAUGUCUUAAAAAUGCAAUAUCUGAAGCGGGAAUAUCUCAAGAAUUCAAUAUUUUAAAAUAUAUGUUAAUUAGUGCAAAAACAGGUUUUGGAAUAGAAGAAAUGAUAACUAAUAUUUAUCAAAAUUGGAUUGGACCUAGAGGAGUAUUAAGAGGCGAUAUUUAUGUGAUAGGAUCUACUAAUGCUGGAAAAUCGACUUUGUUUAAUACUUUAAUUCAAUCUGAUUUGUGUAAAGUUAGAGCAAUGGAUUUGGUUGAAAGAGUAACAACAUCAAUAUGGCCUGGGACAACACUUUCAUUACUAAAAUUUCCAUUAAUGAAUCCAACACCUCAAAGAAUGGAAAUGAGAAGGCAAAGAUUAAUUAGUUUAAAUUCUUGGAGAAGUAAAGAAGAAUUUGUUCGUAAAUCUUUUUAUGAAAAAACUAGUGAUACAAAAUAUGCUGUUUUACAAGGAAUUGUUGAAAAUACGUACAAGGAAAAAGAAGAGGAUUUACAACCAAUUUCAACUUUAAAAAUUAUAAAACAAUUUAAUAAUGAAUUAGAUGCAAAUGAAGUAGAAGAAUUGGUUAAUGAAUCCGAAAAAGUGCCUAAUAUGACUUUGAAUGAUAGAGUUUUUAUGAAGGGAUUUUGGUGUUUUGAUACUCCUGGAACUGUGAAUAAACAACAGAUAUUAGAUUUAUUUACGUUGAAAGAAUUAAUUAAUAUAAUUCCUCGUUCAAUAAUUUUGCCACGUAUAUUUAUUCUUUAUCCAAAUGAAAGUUUACUUUUGGGAGGAGUUGGAAGAAUUGAUUUAUUGAGUGAUGAAUCAACUGCUAAAAAUAUGCCUAUUUUUUUGACAGUUUUUGCUGGUGAAAAUUUAAAAGUUAAUGUAAUGAGAACAAAUUAUGUUGACACUUUUCUUGAAAAAAAUAGAGGAAAUCCAUCACUUGGUGCACCUAUCGGAAAUGUUGAAAGAUUAAAUAAAUUCCCAAAGUUGGAAUAUAAAGAUUUUUUUAUUGAAAAUGAUUUUUAUUUGGAAGACGAUGAACGUGGAAUUGCUGAUAUUGUUUUGUCUUCACUUGGUUGGGUACUUGUGACAACUAAAAUGAGUUGUGUUAAUAUACGUGCUUGGACACCUUCCGGCCGUGGUUUAAUAACUCGACAACCACCAAUUUUGCCCUAUGCCGCCGCUUAUAGAGGAAGAAAAAUUUUUGGAACUUCAACUUUUCAAACUAAAAAAUUGGCAGAAAUUGAAACAUUCUCCCACACCCAACGAAGUGUUAAACCUGGAAAAAUUGUUGGAAAAAAUUUUGAAAUUGAUUCUUCUUAUAAUGAACCUUAUCGUUUUGUUAAUUUUGAUAUAGUUUAA
Messenger RNA from Meloidogyne enterolobii, 2693 nucleotides. The record is from the annotation of a GenBank genome assembly. NCBI's taxonomy places the organism in Eukaryota, Metazoa, Nematoda, Chromadorea, Rhabditida, Meloidogynidae.